CACAUCACUUCACUCAAAGGUAGCAGCAGCAGUGGAGCACAUUUUAUAAAGAUAGGAGCUACAAUGUUUUCCUGGUGUGCUCUGGUUGGGAGCAUGUGUUGCUGAAAUUACAACUAUCCUGAGAUUCUGAAGAGCAGGAAAAGAUGGUUGAUCCUCCCGCUCAUAUGGCUCUCUCGGCUGUGGAGUCCAGCCUGCACAACAGCGUCCAGGCUCUUCUCAAAGAGAUGAGCAGCCACAGUGCUUCACACAAAGGAGUGCUUAGAUGGAGUCUUCAGAAGAAGCUGGAUGCCAAUCCGUCCUCCAGUGUUUCACUAAUCAGCGUGCUGGUCAGAGAGCUGGACAAGAUGAUGCAGAUUCAUAAAACACAAACCUACACGCAUGCCAUCCCAGUGCUGCACACUCUCUACUAUGUGGUUAUACAGUCAGGUAUCACGAUUCCUACCAGCGUGUACCAGAUAGUGUAUGAGUGUUUGAUGAAACUGCUGAUAUUACCAUCUCCUUACUCGGCUGUGGCUCUGAGCACUCUGAGGAUCAUCAAGAUGGAAAUGACCACACCAGGCUCCUUAUAUCAGAGGAGAGUCACUGCAGAGCAAAACUUGAGGAGUGAGCAUUUCAACUUGCAGGAAAAGGUGUUUGUGCUUGCCGACCCAGCUGUGUUUUCUGCUCCAAUGGAAGCAGCAGUAAGAUCACACUUGGAGACAUCCAGCUAUCUCAGGGACACAUCAACCAUGCAGAAAAAUGUGCUGUUACGUGUGCUGCAUACAGGACUGGGGACAACCUGCCAAAGCUCCGCACUGGCUCAGGCUCUGGAGGCUUUAGGAGAACAGAUGGUAGAGAAAUAUUUCCAGGAAGUGGUUCUAGCCGUGGAGACGAGUAUGAAGCUUGGUGCAGGUGGUCGUGCAAACUAUCUGAACGAACUACAACACAUAUACAGAGAGAUCUUGACUGCCUCUGAAGAAGAAAGAACCAAGCAAGAUCAUGGUUCUCGGUGCAGAACUGCGAUGCCCUUUCCAGAGAUCAAAUUCCUCUUGUGGAGAGACAAAAAGGAUCUAUGGAAUCUGCUGGCAAACUUAGCCAAGUGUCCCAGCUCUAACUCAACUAGUGUUGAUGAAGAAGAGAAGGACAAAAGGGACUCAGUUCGGUCUGACGACAGCGGGAUAGGGAGAGAUCUGAAGGAGGGCGACUGUGAUGACACAGUGCAGUCUCCGAUCACAAAUCCUGGGACAGCAUUCACACGGAGAAAUGCCUUUAAGAACAUGAAGUCAGUAGAUAAACAGAGCCUAAUGAGGGGGAAGAUAGACACGUUUCCUGUCCUUAAAGAAGACAUGAGACGUCACACAGCACGGGUAGUGGUAAUGGGGGACGACCGUGUGCUGGGAAGACUUACCAGGGCUUAUCACGCGAUUCGAGAAAAAGAGUCAAAAAAGCUUUUUUUGACCAAGAAACUGAACCUACGGUUUUACUACAUCCCAGUCACCGAUGUGGAGCCUUCUCUCAGUUCACCUAAUGAAGGUAGAUUGUCUCUUGCCUCCUUAUUGGGACGAGUGGAUCCUUGGUACAACAGCAACAUCAACAGUCUGGGAGCUGCAAUCGCCAAACUGCCUGGAAUGCACUCUAAGCAAAAGGAGCCACCACAGCAAAACCCCUUUCUGCUGGACACCCUGUGUUACUACCUUCGCUGUGGGACGCAGCCAGUUAACCUACCGCUCUACUCGGUUAAGAUGACCCGCUACUGCUGUGAUGUGAGUUCUGUGGUGGAGGAGGUGUUUGUGUCCCAUCUGGAGGCAGACAUCCCAGAGUUCAGACACCUUAAAGAAAAGUUCUCAAAGGAGCCCAAAUUGCGCCGAAAGAAGUCAAUGGACGUCUUUGGGUCAGUCAUCUCAGUCAGUUAUAAAAAGAUCUCUUUAAGCAAACGAGAAGUUGUAAAGGGAGAGGCACCCAUGACGUGUGGCGUGGUGAUUACAUCAGAGCCGGCAGCUGUAACAUCAGGCAAGGAUCACCUUUCUGUCAAGUUUGACAGUGUCAACAAAGGAUACAACACAACGAUCAAAACCCAGAGCAUCACCAUUAGGACACUGGAGGAUCGAACACUCUCCGUGUGUCUGGACAAGGACUCCCGCAGGACAUACACCGAUGUUCAAAGGGUCGAAAUUUCUCCGUGCUUAGACCCAAGAUGCAGCGCCAAGUCCAAAUUCAGUGUCAGCCAGGAGCGAGAGCUGCUGCUUAGCAAGUAUCUGGACAAAGUCCUGUCGCUGCCGAUCAACACCUUCACUGGUGUGACCCUCUGAGGGACAUGAGCUGUCUGACACUUCAUGUGUACAGAUAAUUCAUACUGCUGUACAUAAUGAUCUAUUAACACCACAUUUUGUGUUACAAAGUGUUAUCAAAUGUUUAUAUACUGCUUAUAAAUACUAAAAACACCAACAGUUUUUUUUCUAUUUAAUUCUAUUAACAAAAUGCCUUUAUUAUUGUUGUUGUUAUUGGCAAAUGUUAAGUCCUUAAGAUACUUUUUGAUUAUGAUAACUAUUUAUAAUACAAAAAACAUAACACAUGUUUAAGUAAUGCAUAACUGUUGCGUGAGUCAUGAUGAUUGGAUGCAGUUUGACCAGUUUGAAAUUCCCCUUUUUCUGUGCUCCAGCUAAUUUGGUGGCAUGCAUAUCAAUGUUUGAAGUAACUGUGAGUUAACAUGCAUAAACUAAUGAUCCAUUAAGUGUGAACUCAUCACUUAAACUCAUAGUAGUGACUUGAUCAUUUCUUGAUGGUGAGCAACAGAAAAUUCAUGAUAAAUCCUGCAUUAAUUUGCACAUUAAAUCUCUAGCUAACUACAUUUAAUCUAGUACUGUUUUAAGUACAAUUUAGAGGUAUUUAUACACAUAGUAUUUCCAUUUCAUGCUUUAUACUUCUACAUGUCACAGGGGAAUAUUGCACUUUAUACUCCACUACAUUUAUUUCACAGUUACUGUAUAGUUACUAGUUUUGAAAUUAUGAUUUUACAUGGACUUACACACAAUCUUAGCCCAAGGUCAGAUCACUUACUAGUUUAAGCUUUCAACUGUCUUCAUCAGUAUAUGGAGUUUCACUCAUUUUGUCAUGACACUGUAGACGUUUAAAUGUUGGUGAUUCUGAGCACUUUUGAAUUCUUGUCCGUUUUGGCUUUAACGUUAAAUAAUGUAAAAUAUAUGAUAUAGUUUAUAGAAUAUGAUGCACUGUUAUAGAUUAAACUCUAUAUGCAGUUGUUCAAAUGAUAUACCCCUUGACAACACUCAAAUGCAUCUGUAUAGUCAUAAUGUUUCAAUAAUAUAUUGUAUAUACAAAACUCUGUUUGGGGCCUUUUGACACUUCAAGUACAUUUUGCUGCAAUAUUUCGUCUACCACUGAUUAAAUCAUUGGAAGUCAUUCAUUUGUCGCAUUGUUUAAGUCUGUGUGUUUUGAAGCCUUAUUAUAAAGUGUUACCUUUAUUUUAUUACAUUUUAUUAGCCCGUAGUAAUUAAAUUGUUCUUGUAAUGCUGCUCAUAGGGGAUUGUAUAUGUUGUUAUAAGUUC
This is a messenger RNA of Sebastes umbrosus (honeycomb rockfish), 3542 nucleotides long. It is a transcript of the gene pik3r6b, whose product is annotated as phosphoinositide-3-kinase, regulatory subunit 6b. The record is from RefSeq and is a predicted model, not a curated record. Bases 144 to 2288 code for a protein of 714 amino acids. Gene Ontology annotation, biological process: G protein-coupled receptor signaling pathway; positive regulation of MAP kinase activity. The transcript has 19 exons. Gene Ontology annotation, cellular component: phosphatidylinositol 3-kinase complex, class IB. Lineage: Eukaryota; Metazoa; Chordata; Actinopteri; Perciformes; Sebastidae. Gene Ontology annotation, molecular function: 1-phosphatidylinositol-3-kinase regulator activity.